UGUAUUUUCGUUUUUUAAAUGAAUCUCUGUGUUUUUGUUAAUACUAAAGAACUGGGGAUGGACUUGGAAGCUUUCAGAGAUUAAAGGAUCCUGGUGGAUCCAGGAUCUCUGUUAACAGCCCAGGAAAAUUGCCACACUCCAUAUUUUAAAUUAAUCUCAUGAACACAUGCUUUAGGACAGCGCUUCCCUGGGCCUCGUCACAAUCAGAACCCCGUGAUCAGUGGCCAUUUUGGCUCUGAGUCAUUGUCAGAAGUUGUGGUGGGCUCCAUCUAGCACAGAGGGAUAGGUCAGAGAUGGCGGCAGUUGAGGCAGCAUUGCCAGAGCCUGCAGUAGCAGGCACUGAUGCUGCUUCAGGCCGGGCUAGCGGCCCAGCCCUACCCGGCGAUAGAGUUGGAGGCUACUGAAGGGAUUACAAAUGUAAAAGCAGCCCCCAAAAUAAUUGAUACAGGAGGGGGCUUCAUUUUGUAAGCAGAAUAAGAAGUACAUAAAAGUGGAAACAUUGUUCAUCAACCAGGACCAGUUAGGGAAUUUGAUUAUACAAUAUGUGCAGAAUGUGGAAAAGAAUGUAUGGAUUCCUAUCUUAUAAAUCACUUUGAUUUGGCAACUUGUGUUAACUACAGAGACCCUGAUGAGAAAGAUAAGCUUAGUACUAAAACAGAAGCAAAGCAAGAAUAUCUUCUAAAAGACUGUGAUCUAGAGGAAAGAGAACCAGCUCUUAAGUUUAUUGUGAAGAAGAAUCCUCAUAAUUCACAGUGGGGUGAUAUGAAAUGCUACUUAAAACUCACAAUUGUGAAGAAGUCUCUUGAAGUUUGGGGUAGUCAGAAAGCACUAGAAGAAGCAAAGGAAGUGAGACAAGAAAACAAAAGAUUGUUAUUUGGUUUUUUUAGAUGUUUGUAUUUAAAUAAAGUAGAUUGGCCCUGUUUAAAAUCUGAAAAAAAAAAAAGUUGUGAGAUUCCACAACUAUUGAAUAAGAAAGAUGACAAAAUUUGCAGCUACACACACACACACACAUUUUUUAUUGCAGUAUUGUGCAUCUGGAGUCCUGCACAGAUCAUAGGUCCUCUGCUCUUCUGGGGCUGUAAUGUAGGUGUCUGAGAGACCAUAGACACAUGAGGGGAUAAAUCUAGUGUCAAGUUCACUUGGUUGUUGGCAGUUUCAAUUCAACAUGGUCUGAGGGGUUGAGAACCAGACACCCUGGUGCUAUAUAGAGUUCUGCCCAGUUAUUAGGAAGCACUGAUACGUAAAGAUAUAGAAAUAUCUUUCUAAAGACAGCAAAAUCAGACCUGAGAGGAAAACUUCAGUAUCUACUGGAAUAGAUUUCUUUGCCUGCACUAGCUAUUUUUUUCUCAAUUCGUAUAUUAUU
Molecule: messenger RNA, 1363 nt
Organism: Fukomys damarensis (Damara mole-rat)
Lineage: Eukaryota; Metazoa; Chordata; Mammalia; Rodentia; Bathyergidae
Product: DNA repair protein complementing XP-A cells-like
Exons: 1
Biological process (GO): base-excision repair; nucleotide-excision repair involved in interstrand cross-link repair; UV-damage excision repair
Cellular component (GO): nucleotide-excision repair factor 1 complex
Molecular function (GO): damaged DNA binding
Source: RefSeq, a predicted model, not a curated record